Messenger RNA from Malania oleifera, 2152 nucleotides. Its product is annotated as citrate synthase, mitochondrial. Gene Ontology annotation, cellular component: mitochondrial matrix. The coding region runs from base 503 to 1918 and encodes 471 amino acids. Gene Ontology annotation, biological process: carbohydrate metabolic process; citrate metabolic process; tricarboxylic acid cycle. The transcript is spliced from 20 exons. The record is from RefSeq and is a predicted model, not a curated record. Lineage: Eukaryota; Viridiplantae; Streptophyta; Magnoliopsida; Santalales; Ximeniaceae.
AGUGGAAGGCAUCGUUGGCGUAAGCAGAGUUUGGUGUCACACCGGGGGUCCAAAGGGCUCAUUGGUGGCCGAGUGUUUCCUUAUAUAAAAAAUACAAAGUCCAAAUUCAUAACCCAUGACCAUUAUCCCAGGCGGCAGCUGCCCAGUCAGCACAGUGCCGAGGCUCAUUCCUAGUCGUCGCCAAAUCAAGUUCAAAUUAAAAUUAUGACUAUUCUUUGAGAGAAAAAGCCCACUCUAACCCAGAUUUGGAAGAAGAAACCCUAGGGAGAGCUUCACAUUUCCGUACGCCGCACGGUUGAGAGGAGGGGUGAGGAGAGCUUCGCUUUGACUAUUCGCUGAUUGCUGGUAGCUGAGUGCAACCUCGUAUCUUCGUCGAUCUUCGUCUACGGCACGGCAGGCCCCCAUCUACCACCACACGACAGAGCCGGCAGACCGCCAGUCGCCAGUUCGCACGUCCGCAACGGCAGCGGUUAUUCCGGUGAAGAGGGAAUAAUUGUGAUCGAUGGUGUUCUUCCGAAGUGUUUCUGUGCUUUCAAAGCUCCGCUCUCAUCUUGGCCAGAAGCCUAGUCUUUGCACAUCUGUUCGAUGGCUUCAAAUGCAAAGUUCUUCUGAUCUUGACCUUCAUUCACAGUUGAAGGAAUUGAUUCCAGAACAACAGGAACGUCUGAAGAAACUGAAGACAGAUUACGGAAAGGUUCAACUUGGGAACAUUACUGUUGAUAUGGUACUUGGUGGGAUGAGAGGAAUGACUGGAUUACUGUGGGAAACAUCAUUACUUGAUGCUGAUGAAGGAAUUCGUUUUAGGGGUUUGUCUAUCCCUGAAUGCCAGAAAGUGUUACCAGCUGCAAAGCCAGGGGGUGAGCCUCUGCCCGAGGGUCUUCUAUGGCUUCUAUUGACUGGAAAGGUUCCGAGUAAAGAGCAAGUAGAUACAUUAUCUAAGGAACUGCAAUGCCGCGCAACUGUUCCAGAUUAUGUUUAUAAAGCCAUUGAUACCCUGCCCGUUACUGCUCAUCCAAUGACUCAGUUUGCAAGUGGUGUUAUGGCUCUUCAGGUUCAAAGCAAAUUUCAAAAGGCAUAUGAAAAGGGGAUUCCAAAAUCGAAGUUUUGGGAGCCAACUUAUGAAGACUCUUUAAGUUUGAUUGCUCAAGUACCUCUUAUUGCUUCUUAUGUUUAUCGAAGGACAUACAAGGGCAGAAAUUUUAUACCCAUGGAUGACUCUUUGGACUAUGGUGCUAAUUUUUCGCAUAUGUUGGGAUUUGAUAGCCAUGAUAUGCAAGAGCUUAUGAGGCUUUACAUCACUAUCCAUAGUGAUCAUGAAGGUGGGAAUGUUAGUGCUCACACGGGCCAUUUGGUUGCUAGUGCUCUUUCAGAUCCCUUCCUUUCAUUUGCAGCUGCAUUGAAUGGUCUGGCUGGGCCACUCCAUGGUUUGGCUAAUCAGGAAGUUUUGCUCUGGAUCAAAUCUGUGGUAGAAGAGUGUGGAGAAAAUGCUACUACGGAACAAUUGAAAGACUACGUCUGGAAAACGCUGAACAGUGGGAAGGUUGUUCCUGGCUUUGGACAUGGAGUUUUGCGCAAAACAGAUCCAAGAUACACCUGUCAGAGGGAGUUUGCAUUGAAGCAUUUACCUGAGGAUCCAUUGUUCCUGCUGGUCUCAAAACUUUAUGAAGUGGUGCCUCCUAUACUUACUGAGCUUGGCAAGGUUAAAAAUCCAUGGCCUAACGUUGAUGCUCACAGUGGUGUCUUGCUGAACCAUUAUGGUUUAACUGAAGCAAGAUAUUAUACAGUUCUUUUUGGUGUAUCAAGGAGUAUAGGGAUUUGCUCUCAGUUGAUAUGGGACCGAGCUCUUGGAUUGACGCUUGAGAGGCCAAAAAGCGUUACAAUGGAAUGGCUGGAAAAUUUUUGCAAGAAAGCAGCGUGAUCCUAUAAUUUGACGAAUAUAAUUUAUUAGUUUUGUUUAAUAAGGAUUUGCUGAGAAAGCUUGCGAUUUUGAUUGAUGGAUGGUGGGUUCAACUUUUACACAGCAUUUCCCCAGAUUUGGAGGGAGUGAGCAGCAGUAUUUUCUCUUGGUAGUCCCUGGAAUAAACAUAUUCUAGGCUGUAAUUUGUUUUCUUAGUGCAUUCUUGCUGAAUAAAAUAAAUUAGUUUUUAUUGAA